Ziziphus jujuba (common jujube) is the source of this 3016-nucleotide messenger RNA. Its product is annotated as potassium channel AKT1. Bases 257 to 2884 code for a protein of 875 amino acids. Gene Ontology annotation, biological process: transmembrane transport; potassium ion transport. Gene Ontology annotation, molecular function: protein binding; voltage-gated potassium channel activity. Gene Ontology annotation, cellular component: membrane. The record is from RefSeq and is a predicted model, not a curated record. Lineage: Eukaryota; Viridiplantae; Streptophyta; Magnoliopsida; Rosales; Rhamnaceae. The transcript has 12 exons.
GAAAGAAGGAAAGAAAAACAGAGCAAAACAGAGUUAGACACUUGGAAGAGAGAGAGGGAAUAAGAAUCCGAGAGAGAGGCAGAGGAGGUUAUUUGGCUUUAAUUUGUAGGUUUAGGUUACUUAUAGCUAUGCUUCAAUAAUGGUGGUCUGAAACGGGGGAUUGGGGCAGCAGAGGGAAGAAGUUUCUAGCGGUUGUUGUACAAUGAAAAGAAAGCAGAGGAAAACAGAGGAAUAACAUUAGGAUCAACCGGAGGCGAUGAUGAAAUCUGGGAUAUUGAGUGGAGUAAUGUGUGGAAAUACGGUGGAAGCUGAUCGGUUAGAUCGUCUUUCGAAAGAUGAAGGCAGCCACUACAGCCUCACUGGAAUCCUUCCAGCUCUCGGUGCCACAGCUCGCAACAACCGCAGAGGCAAGCUCUGCCGCUUUAUUAUCUCCCCCUUUCAUCCCUACUAUAGAACUUGGCAGGGAUUUCUUGUAAUUCUAGUUUUCUAUACAGCGUGGGUGUCUCCCUUCGAGUUUGGCUUUGUGAAUAGAUCAAAAGGAGUUCUAGCUGUAACAGAUAAUAUUGUGAAUGCACUCUUCGCAAUUGACAUAACUUUGACCUUCUUUGUUGCAUACCUCGAAAAAACUUCUUAUCUCCUCAUUGACGACCCCAAAUUGAUUGCUAAGAGGUAUGCCAAAACCUGGUUGAUCCUUGACAUUAUAUCCACAAUCCCCUCCGAAGCUACUCGCUAUAUAUUGCCACAUGCAAUUGAAACAUAUGGCUACUUCAAUAUGCUUCGGCUCUGGCGAGUUCGUAGAGUCAGUGCCAUGUUCGCAAGAUUGGAAAAGGACAGAAACUAUAGCUACUUUUGCAUUCGAUGUGCAAAGCUUAUGUGUGUUACUCUUCUUGCAUCCCAUAUUGCUGGUUGCUUCUUCUAUUUUCUCGCAGCACAUUAUCGCGAUCCAGCAAGGACAUGGAUUGGAGCAGUACACACAAAUUUUCAUGAACUGAGUUUGUGGGACCGGUAUGUGACCUCAAUGUACUGGUCCAUAGUCACAAUGACAGCCACUGGCUAUGGUGAUUUACAUCCUGUUAAUACAGGGGAAAUGGUUUUCGACAUAUUCUACUUGCUCUUUAAUGUUGGCCUGCAAGCUUACCUUAUUGGAAAUAUUACCAACUUGGUUGUCCACGGAACUGCUAAAACCAGACAAUUUAGAGACACUAUUCAAGCUGCUUCAGGUUUUGCUCAAAGGAACCAACUACCCGAGCGCUUGCACGAGCAGAUGCUUGCUCAUUUGUGUUUGAAAUACAGAACAGAUUCGGAAGGAUUGCAGCAGCAAGAGACUCUUGAGGCCCUUCCCAAAGCCAUUCGAUCUAGUAUCUCUCAUUAUCUCUUCUAUCCACUUGUUGAUGGCGUCUAUUUGUUCCGAGGAGUAUCAAACGACUUGCUUUUCCAACUGGUCGCGGAGAUGAAGGCGGAAUACUUUCCUCCUAAUGAAGAUGUGAUUUUGCAGAAUGAAGCACCAACUGAGUUGUAUUUAUUGGUUACCGGUUCUGUGGAAUUUGUGGUUCAAAAGAAUGGAAUAGAACAGGUUGUUCGUGAGGCGAAAACAGGAGACGUCAUUGGGGAGAUAGGCGUGCUAUGUUACAGGCCACAACCAUUCACAGUUCGGACGAAAAGAUUGUGCCAGCUGCUACGUUUGAAUCGAACUGCAUUUUUAAACAUUGUUCAGGCAAAUGUUGGAGAUGGAACUAUUAUCCUCAACAAUCUUCUUCAGCAUUUGAAAGAACUAAAGGAUCCAAUGAUGGAAGAAAUUCUGAAAGAGACAGAGAACAUGUUGGCUCGAGGCAGAAUGGAUUUACCUCUCACUUUAUGCUUUGCUGCAAUGAGAAACGAUGAUUUGUUGUUGAGUCAGCUGUUGAGGAGGGGUUCGGAUCCAAAUGAGAUGGACGCCAAUGGACGGACGCCCAUGCAUAUUGCGGCAGCUAAUGGGAAUGAGCAUUGUGUAGUUCUACUUUUAGAGUAUGGAGCAAAUCCUAACAUCAAAGAUUUGGAAGGAAAUGCUCCAUUAUUGGAAGCCAUAAUGGGGAAUCAUGAAUCUGUAAUCAAACUUCUCUUAGACAAUGGCGCGGAGAUAAAUUCUGGGAACGUAGUCAAUUAUGCAUGCGCUGCUGUUGAACAAAACAACCUAGAAUUGCUCAAAGAAAUUGCUGAAUACGGCUGUGAUGUUACACAGCCCCAGCGCAAUGGAAGUACAGCACUUCAUGCCGCAGUAUGUGAAGGAAACAACGAGAUCGUAAGGUUCCUUUUGGAUAAGGGAGCUGAUAUUGAUAAACCAGAUUCAAAUGGAUGGACCCCAAGAGCCUUGGCUGAUCAUCAGGGCCAUGAAGAAAUCAAAGACAUGUUCCAGAAUAAGGAUGGGAUCAGAAAACCAAAAGUUUCCUCUCCUUUCCCGAAGAUUAAACGAGUCGGAUCGAAAUUGGCCAAGCACAAGAGUGAGUCAAGCAUACCUCCAUAUGCACAUGAUGUCGCCGUGGAUAACUCCCAUAGACGAAGGGCUUGCAAGUACAGCAACUCACUAUUUGGAAUGAUGUCUAAUGUCAAUAAUGAUGAAAUAGACGUUGUUGGAGGAAGAGGAAGUUUCGCCACUAGCCAGGGCUUGAACUACCCAGCUAGAGUUACAAUUAGCUGCCGGGGAAACGUUGAAGGAGCAGGAAAGCUUGUCCUUCUGCCUGACUCCCUUCAAGAACUACUAAAUAUUGGUGCCAAAAAAUUUGGUUUUAGUCCUACUCAAGUUUUGACACAAGACGGAGCAGAAAUUGAAGACAUAGAACUCAUUAGAGAUGGUGAUCAUGUUAUUCUUGCUAAAGAUGGGAUUGAUAAUUCAAGGGUUGAUACCUGAGAACUAAAAAAAAUAUAUAUAUAUAUAUAUAUAUAUAUAUAGCUGUGAGAAAAUAUAAUUUUGCCAUUUAUUAAUAUUUAAUUAAUUAUUUUUCUUCACAAAAUUAUGCAAAUUUGUGUUUUGACCAGCCUU